This is a messenger RNA of Cyphellophora europaea CBS 101466, 858 nucleotides long. RefSeq lists its product as uncharacterized. The record is from RefSeq and is a predicted model, not a curated record. The transcript is spliced from 2 exons. Gene Ontology annotation, molecular function: zinc ion binding; aldehyde-lyase activity. NCBI's taxonomy places the organism in Eukaryota, Fungi, Ascomycota, Eurotiomycetes, Chaetothyriales, Cyphellophoraceae. Bases 1 to 858 code for a protein of 285 amino acids. Gene Ontology annotation, biological process: carbohydrate metabolic process.
AUGAGGGCAACGAACCCAGCGAACAAAACAUCCGCGAUCUUGGAGGCGGCUUCUCGGGGGAAGUAUGGAGUGCUCGCAGCCAUCGCCUACAAUGUUGAGCAGUUGACUGCUCUGACACAAGCUGCUGAGUCUUGCCGCUCGCCGUUGAUUCUGCAGCUGUUUCCGUCAACACUGAAACAACUUCCAUCAUUGGUAUGGGCAGCCUCGGCGGCGUGCAAAGCAGCUUCUGUACCAAUAUCAUUGCACCUAGACCAUGCCCAAGACGAAGAACAAAUCCGGGAGAUUGCGGCGCAUCUGCCGUUUGACUCGAUCAUGGUGGACAUGAGUCACUAUGAACAUGAGGAAAACCUUCGAAAAACGCAUGAGCUUGCAGACCUGUGCCAUGAGCAUGGUAUAACCGUCGAGGCUGAAAGUGGCCGGAUCAAUGGCGGAGAGGAUGGGAUAGCCGACACCGGUGAGCUUGAAGCCUUGUUCACGACGCCGUCCGAGGUCGAUGACUUCCUGGCUGUCAACAUCGACUUCCUGGCUCCCAGCAUAGGAAAUAUUCAUGGUGAUUAUCCACCAUCCGGGCCCCAGCUGCAGUUCGAUCGUCUCCGUAGCGUUGGUGAGCAUAUCCGAGGCAAGGCGCAUCUGGUAUUACAUGGAACAAACGACUUCUCGCCUGGAUUGAUCCAACAAUGCGUCGCUGCAGGAGUAACCAAACUCAACGUCAACAAACUCUUGCUUGAGGUGUGGAGUAAUCACUUGAGAAAUCAUGCAGAUGACUCGAUCGUCAAGCUCAUCGACGGUGGUAUUGAGAUACUGCAAAAGGAGACGGAGAAGUGGAUGCGAAUCUGCGGAAGUGCAGGAAAAGCCUGA